Messenger RNA from Ceratotherium simum simum (southern white rhinoceros), 2538 nucleotides. It is a transcript of the gene DEAF1, whose product is annotated as DEAF1 transcription factor. Gene Ontology annotation, cellular component: nucleus. The record is from RefSeq and is a predicted model, not a curated record. Lineage: Eukaryota; Metazoa; Chordata; Mammalia; Perissodactyla; Rhinocerotidae. Gene Ontology annotation, biological process: regulation of transcription by RNA polymerase II. Gene Ontology annotation, molecular function: DNA binding; DNA-binding transcription factor activity, RNA polymerase II-specific.
GCGUUUAGGGAGUUGACGCCGAGCCGCGGCCGAGGUCCGAUUAGCCCGUCCGGCGGCACUCGGGCACUUUCGGACAGGAGGAGGCGGAGAGCCGAGGCUCGGGAGGAUCCGGGCUCGGGGGCGUUCGGCUCUGCUCGGCUCAGCCUCGGGCCGACUCGGCUUCCGCUCGCGGCGGGGGCGGGCGGAGCCUGCGGCGCAAGGUUCUCCUGGCCGGGCGGCGCUGCGUCGGAGGCGGGCGAGAGGCGGCCCCGCAGUCGGCGCCCCUGUGGGCCGGGGACGACAGCCGGCGCGGCCUCCUAGGUGCUGAGGAGGGCUAACGCAGAGCCGCUCGGAAACCCUCGUGCGGCCUCGGACCAAUUCGGACCGACUCGGCUCCGCGCUUCGGGCCGCUUCGGCCCUCUUCGGUUCCUGGUCACUUGGUCGUCGGCUCUGCUCGACUGGGCUGCUUCGUGCCGGUUCGGCCCCUGUUCGGGCGGCCUCGGCUCGGCUCGGCGGGCGGUUUCGGGCGGCCUCGGCCCGGCUUCGGGCAGGCUCGGCUCGGCUCGGGCGGCCGUCCUCGGGCAGCGCUCUUCGGGCUCGGUCCCGGCCUUCGGGCGGCCCCGGCCAGCGCCUUCGGGAAGGCUCGGCGGAGUCCGGAUGGAGGACUCGGACUCGGCCGCCAAGCAGCUGGGCCUGGCCGAAGCAGCGGCGGUGGCGGCCGCGGCCGCUGUGGCGGCGGCGGCCGCGGCCGCGGCGGGAGGCGAGCCGGAGGAGCCGGUGCUCAGCAGAGACGAGGACUCGGAAGAGGACGGGGACUCGGAGGCGGAGCGCGAGACGCGGCGGGUGACGGCCGUGGCGGUGAUGGCCGCCGAGCCCGGGCACAUGGACAUGGGCCCUGAGGCCCUGCCUGGCCCCGACGAGGCCGCCGCGGCCGCCGCCUUCGCAGAGGUGACCACUGUGACGGUGGCCAAUGUGGGUGCAUCUGCAGACAACGUCUUCACCACGUCGGUGGCGAACGCCGCCUCGCUCUCGGGACACGUUCUGUCUGGGAGGACAGCCCUUCAGAUUGGGGACAGCCUGAACACCGAGAAAGCCACGCUGAUUGUGGUGCACACGGACGGGAGCAUCGUGGAAACCGCUGGGCUGAAGGGGCCGGCUGCGCCUCUCACGCCAGGUCCCCAGUCUCCUCCGACUCCUCUGGCUCCUGGCCAAGAAAAGGGUGGCACCAAAUACAACUGGGACCCGUCAGUGUACGACAGCGAGCUGCCCGUGCGCUGCCGCAACAUCAGUGGCACCCUGUACAAGAGCAGGCUCGGCUCAGGGGGCCGGGGGCGCUGCAUCAAGCAGGGCGAGAACUGGUACAGCCCCACCGAGUUUGAAGCCGUGGCGGGGAGAGCCAGCAGCAAAGACUGGAAGAGGAGCAUCCGCUACGCGGGCCGGCCACUGCAGUGCCUCAUUCAGGACGGGAUCCUAAACCCUCACGCCGCCUCCUGCACCUGCGCCGCAUGCUGCGAUGACAUGACCCUGAGCGGUCCCGUCAGGCUCUUUGUCCCCUACAAAAGGCGCAAGAAGGAGAACGAGCUGCCCACAACUCCGGUUAAGAAGGAUUCGCCGAAGAACAUCACGCUGCUCCCCGCCACCGCCGCCACCACCUUCACCGUGACCCCCUCAGGACAGAUCACUACCUCCGGCGCCCUGACCUUUGACCGGACAUCCACCGUGGAGGCCACCGCCGUGAUCUCGGAGAGCCCGGCCCAGGGCGAUGUCUUCGCGGGAGCCACAGUCCAGGAAGCCGGCGUGCAGCCGCCGUGCAGAGUCGGCCACCCGGAGCCCCACUACCCCGGCUAUCAGGACAGCUGUCAGAUAGCACCCUUCCCAGAAGCAGCGCUGCCGACCGCUCAUCCCAAAAUAGUGUUGACAUCGCUGCCGGCCCUGGCGGUGCCCCCCUCCACCCCAACCAAAGCCGUUUCUCCCACCGUGGUCAAUGGGCUGGAAAUGUCAGAACAGCGGAGCUGGCUGUACCUGGAAGAGAUGGUCAAUUCCUUGCUCAAUACUGCACAGCAACUGAAGACGCUGUUUGAACAAGCCAAGCAGGCCAGCUCCUACCGGGAAGCCGCGGUGGCCCAGGCUCGAGUUCAGGCAGAUGCAGAGCGGAAAGAGCAGUCCUGUGUCAACUGCGGCCGCGAGGCCCUGAGCGAGUGCACCGGCUGUCACAAGGUCAACUACUGCUCCACCUUCUGCCAGCGCAAGGACUGGAAGGACCACCAGCACAUGUGCGGGCAGUCGGCGGCCGUCACCGUCCAGGCGGACGAAGUCCACGUCACUGAGAGCGUGAUGGAGAAAGUCACUGUGUGAGAGCUCGCCGGGUCCCGCUCCGUGGUGCCGCGAGCCUGUCGCAGGUCCAGGACCCCUUGAGGACUUUAGGGGACGUUGAGGAGAAGGUGAAGAAACUUGCUGGCCAAGUUAUUAACAGACUUUAAGUGACCUGUGCCCUGGAAAUGAACUCCUGCCGCCAGAAGCCCAAGGAGGGUUGGGGCCGUGGGGACGGGCGGCCCCGGG